This is a messenger RNA of Peromyscus californicus insignis, 1935 nucleotides long. It is a transcript of the gene Hexb, whose product is annotated as hexosaminidase subunit beta. Gene Ontology annotation, molecular function: beta-N-acetylhexosaminidase activity. The record is from RefSeq and is a predicted model, not a curated record. Gene Ontology annotation, biological process: glycosaminoglycan metabolic process; ganglioside catabolic process; carbohydrate metabolic process. The coding region runs from base 214 to 1824 and encodes 536 amino acids. The transcript is spliced from 14 exons. Gene Ontology annotation, cellular component: membrane. Lineage: Eukaryota; Metazoa; Chordata; Mammalia; Rodentia; Cricetidae.
GCUCGUGGGACACCGCGUGUCCCGGCUGGAUGCGCAGCCGCCUCGGUACCCAGCCCGGCCCAAUUUCCGGGCGGCUCCCGGCUCAGAGGCGGAGCCCGGACGGGGAGGAAGUUUGGUCAUCUGACUCGGUGACCCGGGCACGGACGCUUCUUUCCCUGCAGCUGGGGCAAGAAGUCAGGUCCGAAGACUGCCGGGACAGACCUCGGAGCAGCCAUGCGACAGUGCCCGCACCUCUUCCCCGGGCUGCUGCUGGCGCUGGCGGCGCAGGCGGCGCAGGCGGCGCAGGGCCGGGCCCAGCAGGGACCCGCGCUGUGGCCGUACCCGCGCUCCGUGCAGAUGUCCCCGCAACUGCUGAACAUCGCCCCGGACAAGUUCCUCUUCGUCCACGGUCCCAAUUCCACCGCGGACCCCUUCUGCUCGCUGCUGCAGGAGGCGUUCCGGAGAUACUACAACUACAUUUUUGGUUCCUACAAGUGGCAUCAUAGCCCUGUUAUCUCUGGAGAUGAACCACAGUUACAGCGACUUCAGGUCACAAUUACCCUUGAGUCACAGUGUGAUUCCUUCCCUAAUAUAUCUUCAGAUGAGUCAUAUUCUCUACUUGUGCAAGAACCAGUGGCUUUCCUCAAGGCCAACAGUGUUUGGGGAGCAUUACGAGGUUUAGAGACGUUUAGCCAGUUAGUUUACCAAGACUCUUUGGGGGCUUUCACCAUCAGCAAAUGCACUAUUACUGAUUCUCCAAGGUUUCCUCACAGAGGAAUUUUAAUUGAUACAUCCAGACACUACCUGCCCAUGAAGACAAUUUUAAAAACUCUGGAUGCCAUGGCUUUUAACAAGUUUAAUGUUCUUCACUGGCACAUAGUGGACGACCAGUCUUUCCCUUACCAGAGUACCACUUUUCCUGAGCUAAGCAAUAAGGGGAGCUAUUCUUUGUCUCAUGUGUACACACCCAAUGAUGUCCAUAUGGUGCUUGAAUAUGCCCGCUUCCGAGGGAUUCGAGUUAUACCAGAAUUUGAUACCCCUGGUCAUACACAGUCUUGGGGAAAAGGUCAGAAAGGCCUUCUAACUCCAUGUUACAGUCAAAGAAAGCAAACAAAAAAGGUUGGACCUAUAAACCCAAUUCUAAAUACAACUUAUACAUUCUUUACCCAGUUUUUCAAAGAAAUCAGCAGUGUUUUUCCAGAUCAGUUCAUUCACUUGGGAGGAGAUGAAGUGGAUUUUGGGUGCUGGGCAUCGAAUCCAAACAUCCAAAAUUUCAUGCAGAAAAAAGGCUUUGAGAAAGAUUUUACAAGGCUGGAAUCUUUUUAUAUGAAAAAGAUUCUGGACAUCAUAAAAUCCUUAAAGAAGAGCUCCAUUGUUUGGCAAGAGGUUUUUGAUGACAAAGUGGAGCUUCAGCAGGGCACGGUGGUUGAAGUGUGGAAGGGUGAAGAGUAUUUAGAGAAGCUAAAAGAAGUCACAUCAUCUGGCUUCCGGGCAAUCCUUUCUGCUCCGUGGUACUUAGACGUCAUUAGCUAUGGGCAAGACUGGAGAAACUACUACAAAGUGGAGCCUCUUAAUUUUGGAGGCUCUGAGUUGGAGGAGAAACUUGUCAUUGGUGGAGAAGCUUGCCUAUGGGGAGAAUAUGUGGAUGGCACGAACUUUACUCCAAGAUUAUGGCCUCGGGCAAGCGCUGUUGGUGAGAGACUCUGGAGCCCUAAAACCGUCACGGACCUAGGAGAGGCCUACAAGAGACUGGCGGCACACCGCUGCAGGAUGGUCAGCCGGGGCAUAGCUGCACAACCUCUUUUUACUGGAUAUUGUAGCCAUGAGCAUAAAAUGGAAAAGUGAACAGGAAAGUCUACGGCAUUCUGAACUAUAAUCGUGUUGAUUUUGAAAUCAUGUAAAAUUAAUAUUUGUUAGGCGGUUCUUUUUUAAUAAAUCAUCUUUUUAUUGAUUGGA